AUGUCACAGAAGCUGCAGAAGGAUGAUAGCAAUGAAAGGCCAUUCUCAAGGCGAAUCAGCAGCUACAACUUUCACAGAAUUCAUAGUUUCAAGGACCUCACCGCACUCAGAAAAAGCUCGGAUUCAAACCCGGGUUCUCGUAAAUCUAGCUCAGCCGAUCUCCUAGAGUUAGCAAAAAGAUCGGAAGGAUGGAAACCCGAAACUGUGGAAGAGGACUGGCAAGAAGCUAGUGAGUAUAGUGAAGCAGGGUUGUUCAAGCCAUUGAUCAAAGCACUCAAUAAGCACGGCUAUGAGGGAGCAAUCGUUACUUACCGGAGAAAAGAAGCUGAUCUAACAGCAGGCAUAAAAGUGGAGCACUGGAAAAGAACCGUACGCAUUAUAGGCAAGGAGUGGCAAAGUCUAGAAGAUGUUCUGAGACUGGUGCAACUCGAGAUGGACUUCGUCUACCUAGAUCCACAAAAGCAUUUGAGCGGAGGAGCCAUUGAACUCUACACUUGGUUAUUAAAGCCCGAAUUUGGGCAAAGCUCCCAAGAGAUAUUCGAGUUUAGCAACGAAGACUUGAAGGACGACAAGCCGAAAGUGUAUUUUAAACCACACGGAAGCCACGACGAAGUCGUCUUAAAAGUUGCGAAUUCAAGUGACGGUGAUAUUCAGAAAGCACGCGAUUCGACAAAAGAAAAAGCUGCUCAAAAACUCCUGAGAAAACUAAAGGAUUAUCAAUUUCAAUAUAAGACCCAACCACAUUUUGACAUACAAGACGUGGAUUAUUUUAAGGCCGAUGACGAAGCUCCAGAUGGAGACCAGCAUGACAAAAGCAAAACUCCCCACUGGACAGCUCUUGAUAGGAAAAGAGAUAAAAAUAUUCAUAAUGGCGUAUUCGUACCUCUAUUUGACGUUACGACUGAAAGAUUCGUAUAUGAAAAAACCGUUCAAAGAGGAAACCUAUCGGAUCUAGCCAAAGAGGCCAUCCCAGCGAUUAAAUUUACGGAGCUAGACGCUGAGACAUAUAAAGGUGAUAAUCAAACUGCUGUUGAGGAGAAAAUCGCCAAAUUACGUCAAUGCAUUCAAACAUUAACAAAUAUUGCUUGCAGCCGGUAUUCUUGGCUCUCUGAAUCUGAGAAACAUGCUUUACGGGCUGAAAAACCCGUCAUAUUCAAAAGAGAGCUUGAUAACAAGACAGAAUGUCCCUCGUUGGAUGUUCCACCGAAUGAACCAUGGAAAGAUAAGCUCCGCUGGCACGAUAGAGGCGUCGGCUGGGUUAGAAUGGAAAAGGGACGGAAGGAUAAGGGUUAUGUUGUAAAGGUUGUCCAUUCGAUGUUUGGGUUUGCAAAAUGUGGUGCAACGAUCGAGGAUGCAUUACGAAGGUUGAUUGAUCAUUAUCACUAUACCGAAGUUUCGCUUAGUACCAUUGAUGAACUUGAUGAAUUCAAGAAUAAAGUCAUAUGGAAGGUAAAGAUAUUGGAAUAUAAGGGUUUUGGACAGUGUCGGUUCUUCUUCAAGAAGAAGGGCUUCACGCAAAGACAUGGCAGGGAGGCGACCACGUCCACGCAUUCGAGUCGGAGACAGAACCUCUCUGCCGCAAUGGCCUCGCCAAAUGAUAUGACGGAGGCCACGGUUACUAUUAAAGUCGACCACGAGGUCAAGGGGAUCCAGUACAAGGUGGUUGAGACGAGCAACACUGAGGAAGGGCUUGCAGACAAGGCUACUGAAAGGCUCGCUAAGUUGUUGGGUGACGAUGCAGCUGCUAGGAAACAGGGAAAUGCCUUUGCUUUUGACGAAAGUAUUCCACGUUGGGCGGAAUUUCUUUGCUGGAAACCGCGUUCCAGAGUCAGCCAUACGAGUAGUACUAGUACUAGUAGCACGAGUAAAAGUGUUGCGCGACAGAGCAGCACUGGUACCAGCACUACCAAUGCUAGCAGCACCAGCCAUUCCAGGAGGACGGAGUAA
Messenger RNA from Fomitiporia mediterranea MF3/22, 1947 nucleotides. RefSeq lists its product as uncharacterized. NCBI's taxonomy places the organism in Eukaryota, Fungi, Basidiomycota, Agaricomycetes, Hymenochaetales, Hymenochaetaceae. The record is from RefSeq and is a predicted model, not a curated record. Bases 1 to 1947 code for a protein of 648 amino acids. The transcript has 10 exons.